ACAUAGCCUAAGAUGAGAGCAAACAGGCAAUAAAAACAAACAUAAAUUUAAAGCAGACUAAUAGAGUAAAAUAUUAAAAAUGAAAGUUUCAAGGAGCUUAUUGUAGGUUAUGUGGAGUUCUGAACAUCGUUGGCUGAAAACAAUAUUGUCGUAAUGUUUUAUUCUAACUAUGUCUGUGGAAACAAGUUUGACUAGGUUACAACAAAUAGACCAUCAAAGAGACAGAGAGAGGUAGAGAACAAGUGGGACGCUCGUAGCCUAUAUUUUGUCACCAUUAACACAUGGAAGUGUUUCUCUCAGUCAUCGCUCUGAAUGGCACUUCAAAACAAAAGACUGUUUAUUCAAGUAGUCGAGUCUUAUUUUUUAUUAGGCUCGGAUUUUAAUCCAAACUGCUCUUAGUCUUUAAUCUCCAUAUAAAAUGGGAUGAUUAAUUGUGGCUUGUUAUGACCUUGUUUCAUUUGCUGCCACUUCGGCAUGGAGACAGCGCUGUCGGUAUUCGCCAAACCUCCUUGCACCGUCUGGUCUCAACCGGUUAGGAAAGUGCGCGGUCUCGUGCGUUACUGCAGACUCCACGUACUGGUUCAAUGCAGUUCUGUGCGCGCGCACUCACCAAACGCUGCCUCCCAUUCCGUUUGGUGCUCCCUCAUUGGUCGGGAUAGCCACAGUUCUCCCACACCUUCCGCGUCCUGUUUGGACAACUAGGGAAGUUGACGAGUCGCUAUUGGUUUCUGCUUCUCUAAACCUAUUAUUUAGGGGCAGGCGCCAUUUACCGUGCACGGGCACGCCUAGAAGUGGAGUUGUAAACGAAGCGCGUGCACUUUUCAGCACCAGCACCUCGUGGAUAGCAGCCAAACGGAGCAGAGUUGUCUUUGUGAGCUAGCUCAGUCCAUUGUGACACACCGGAGACUUCUCGGUUUGCAGCGGUGUACGGCCGUUGCAGUCGCGGGAAAACUUCAUUGAUAGUUUUGAGUCGACACGAGGAAGACACUAAGAGGCACAGACUGAGCUUUGUUUGCCCCGGCAGCGGGCAAAUAGUGCCGACAACUGCACCACGGUUGAAAGGAAGAAGUUUCUUCGCGGAAACACUCCGUUAUUUUCGGCUCGCUUUUGAUUUUGCGCGGUCUGGUUUUAUCCAAAUGUGCCCGGAAACACUACAUGGCUGCAAAUGAAGAGGAUUAAAGAAGAUAAUUCAUCUUAGCCGGCUUUGUCCAGACAACGGGCUGAACCGCGGUCCUCUUUUUCAGCCACAUCACAGCCUGCUUCUGCCGCUAGCCGCUAAGGUCUCCAUUGUGUGAGCAUCUCUGUGCUAACCGCAUCACAGCCGACCCGACCCCCUGGUCUACUCGGUGUGACGAGCUGUCUGCCGCCUCAAACAACUCCCGGAUUUUUUUUUUUAAAUCAACUUCUUGAAUCCACCAACACAAAAUGUGUUCAAGAGUUUGGUUCGUGACCGACCGGCGUAUCAGCCAGGAGUAUCCUCAAGUCCAGAUCCUCCGCGCACUAAAGGAGCGCUGUGCCGACGAGGAUGUUGAAUUCCGCUCGCUUCUCAUGGAUCAAAUCGUGCUCACGAUCAGUGAGGGACAAUUAGGUCUGCGAGUUGAUCAGGAAUUGGUAACCUCUUACCCACAAGUGGUGGUAGUACGGGUUCCCACGCCCUGGGUGCAGUCAGACAGUGACAUCACUGUGCUUCGCCACCUUGAAAAGAUGGGCUGUCGGCUGAUCAACAGACCCCAGGCCAUACUCAACUGUGUCAACAAGUUCUGGACCUUCCAGGAGCUGGCUGGCCACGGCGUGCCUCUUCCUGACACUUUCUCUUACGGAGGACAUGACAACUUCCGUAAGAUGAUUGAUGAGGCGGAGCCGCUAGGCUACCCUGUGGUGGUGAAGAAUGCACGUGGCCACAGAGGCAAGGCUGUGUUCCUGGCCCGGGACAAACACCACCUGACAGACCUGUGCCACUUGAUCCGCCAUGACACCCCUUACCUGUUUCAGGAGUAUGUCAAAGAGUCACAUGGCCGGGAUGUGCGGGUUGUUCUGGUUGGUGGCCGCGUCAUAGGCUCAAUGCUACGCUGCUCCACUGAUGGCCGUAUGCAGAGCAACUGCUCUCUGGGUGGAGUAGGUAUGAUGUGCCCACUGAGCGAGCAGGGCAAGCAGCUUGCCAUAGAAGUGUCCAACAUCCUCGGCAUGGAUGUGUGUGGCAUUGACCUCCUGCAGCUCAAUGAUGGCUCAUUUGUGGUUUGCGAGGCGAAUGCCAAUGUAGGCUUCAUCGCCUUUGACCAGGCCUGUGGCAUGGAUGUGGCGGGCAUCGUCGCAGACUUUGCCCUCUCAAUGCUCCCCAGCCGCCUGACCCGUAAGAUGUCCCUGCUGUCCGUUGUGUCGAGCACCAGCGAGACCAGUAGCGAGCACGAGGUGUGUUCUGUGCCCAGUGGUGGAGGCUCCCUACCUGAGGCCGUCUGCAACAUGAGUGUGGGUUCUACUUCCAGCGAGAGUGACCCGGAGCUGGCCGAGCCCUCCCAGUCCUCGCCCCGCCAGUCCACAGCCCCAACCUUGCCUAAUCUCUCUGACCUUCCUGAUCCAGCCUACAACUUCAACACCCUCCUCGCCAACGAGAUCAAGUUAUUGACUGAAUGAUAUUAUGCAUCUUAAUUACACACAAAACACCACAGACACAACACAUAUACACACUCCCUGUACGCAUGAUAACAAACAUUCCUUUGAAAAACGCAUAUCAGUACAAACUUUUAAAUCAUAGGAAGUUAAAUGGAAAUCAAGAGCAGAGAAACACACAACCACAGAGGUAUAAACAUGAACAUUCCCCUACUUACUAAUUAGAAAUUAAAAGAUCUGAGGCUGCUCCCCUGAUUCUCCUCGCUUUGCAUGUCUUUUUUGAAAACUGCAAACCACACCAUCUAAACAUAGCUUACACUGCAGCAUGGUGCGAAGUGGUAGAAUACACUAAAUAAGAACACUGCCAAACAGCCUCGUUUUUAGGUGUGGGUGUGGGAUUCCCAUAAAGGCUAAAACCUGCCAUAUUUUUACCCUUUUAACAUGCAUAAAUAAUUUAAAAAACUAAUGCAUCCAAUAAAAAAGAGGUUUUCCUGCUGAGACUACAGCUACGUUUGGUGGUUGAUGAGAGGCAAGAUGAAGUGUUGUUGUUUUGUUUUUUCUAGAUAAAGUUGUUUGGAUUGGAAAACAAAACACCCUUGCGCCAAGCACACUACACUGUCAGUUCCAAUGUAGAAAUUAAGUGCACCUGUCAUGCCUGUCAUAUGUUGUGAUCUCAAUGAAACAGAUUGUGAAUUUGUUAUAUUUUUUAUUAAGUUACAACUUUACUAAUAAAAUGCACAUUGGCUUAUUUGAAGUAGCUAGAGCUGAUUUGAAGUAGCUAGAGCUUAUUCACUGACAGUGAAAAGAGAAUGAUGUUGUGGUGCCAUUUUAAUUUUUUAAUUUUUGUGCGUUAAAGGCUUUAUAUGCUAUUUUUUGAUCCAGCAGAUGUCGCCCUUGAGCACCAGCAUGAAACCAAAACAACUUGCGGUGCAUUGUUGUGUUAGCAUGCUAAUGCUACCGAUCUUUAUUAUGCUCGUAUCUUUACACUGCAAGUAAAUUUACCCGGAAUGAGCGUGAUCUAGAAACACAGUGAAGCAGUGAGUACAGUAUGUUAUUCUUCUUUUCUCUAGUCCCUCAAUUAAACAACUUUUAUACACAAGGGGAGGAGUCAGCCGCCGUCCGGGCGAUGUAAACAAACUGAAAAUAUAACUUGGAAAACAUCACAGACAGUGGGACUCGGGUGUUACACCCAUUGUAGACAGUCUUUACUCAGAGUUAUUUUCAGAGAAUAUACUUGAUUUCUAUUAUAUUUAAGUAUGAAAAAUCGCAUAUAAAGCCUUUAAUAAGAAUAUAAGAAAAAAACAAAUUCCAGCACCAUAACACCUGAAUAUCAUCCUGGAUGCUAACACUGGUCGUAAACUGAUUUGUUGUACACUGUUAAUGAAGCAGGCUAAUGUUAAAUUACGUAAAACUGCCCUUACAUGAGCAAAAAAGUAGAAAUAACAAAUAGCUAUUAUUUUCUUUCAGUCACAACUUGAAAUAUAAACUGUUUGAGUGCCAUUAUUUGAUUUUAUUUCUUUACAUUCUUAUAUAGGUUGUCUGACUAGCCUUACCAGCAGCAGCAGUCUGCUGCUUUUUAAAGAUUCACUCAAUGUCUAGCACUUUAUGAUUAACAGAUGCAUUUUGUUUCUCGCUCAGAUUACAUUUAGGAAACUUGAGACAGAGUGUGAAAGCUGCGUCUACACUUGCGAACAAAAUAUACCUCAGAACAGUGACUUCUCACUGCCAUAUAGUGGAGCGGCUAAGUGCUUAUUUUUGUCAGAAUCUUUCAGAUACUUGAAAUUUCAAGAUGGCCACCACCUUAGUGAAGCAGUUAGGCUUAAGAAAUCAUUUAGUUGGUGAUACAAGCAAAAAAAUUGGUAUGAGCAGUCUCUAAGGGUUGCUUGACAAGAAAACACUCCCAGCCACAAUUUAUAUUUUCAAGAAAGAUACAUUUUCUCAUCGAAAUGUAUUGGGUUUUUUCAUUAAGGAUGAUUUGGUGUCAUUUUAUUUUAUAUGUUUUAGAUCAUGCUGAAGAACAACUUUUAACGCAUCAAAAUACAGUUGUGUUGAUUUGUUGAUCAUAGAUAGAUUAGACAAGAGUGAAUAUCUGCACUACCAGGGCACACUGGUGAUAUAUCACUGCUGUUAACCUCAGAGUGGGGUUCAAUGUCAGCUAAUUGAAAGUUAGUAUCCCAAAUGCUGUCUAAUUGACCCCAAAACAGUUAGAUAGCCGCACCUGAAUUGACAGGUUGUGCCAGCGCGGGAGAGCCGAGCCAAGGUUAAUGGGGUUUUAGUUAACCGGAUGGUGUACAGAUCGCACGGGACAUAAAUGGCAUUGGAUGAACGAUCGGACUAAGUGUAGGGUUAAGGCAUGAACUUAGUUGUAUCCCAUACAUCAAAGUGCUUGGUAAAAGGUGGUAAACGGAUAAACCCUCGGCCUCUGCCUAUGCAUUUGCUGCAGACAUGCAGAAGCCAUCAUAACAGUUGAGAAAACUAACUGGGACAGAUGUUUAAUUUGUCAGCAGGACACCAAGGAAAAACUCAUUCAGCCGAGUUUAUUCAACAGAGAGCACGAGUCUUCUGGACUCCACUUCCACCUAUUGCGGAGAGUUGUUGGGAGUUGACCAAAUAUGGGUGCACCAAGGCAUGUACUGGAAGGUGUAAGUGCAUCAGAUAUGGACUCAGUUGCACAUGCCUAUGUAGUUGCCCCUGCUAAAACCUAUUUGCAUGUUUCUUUUGCCAGAGUUAUUCCCCGUUGUUCUGUGUUUUCAGGUGUAGGCCUAUGGCUCGGCUUCCCCUCACCACAUAGGCGCAUCAUGUUUUAUUUUGACACCAGCCUAUUACUGUGAAAAUUGCUUCCACUGCCUAUAUCUAACAGUGAAGCACAUUUUCAGUUUAGUUCCUUAGUAUUGUUUGAGAUACUUUCUGUUUGUCAUGGUUCCGUGGAUGUGUCAGCCAGAGCUGCUGUUGCCUCUGGAGCUGUACUUAUUGUCAUUCAGUGUUAGCCAUUGCUCAAUGAUUAUUUUGGAGCACUGUCCGUUCAGCACCACAACUGUGCUAAUUUAUUAAUCUUAUUUUUUGUUUUCCCACCCCUUAGUAUUUAUUUGACAAAUUGAAUGGCUGUUAGUUUAAAAAAAAAAAAAAAAACCUCCCUUGUGACUGUUACCUGGAAAGGGGGGGUGGGUACCGUAGUGAACCCUGAGAUUUUCAUGCUUGUAUCACCAAAUAAACCAUUAUAUCACUUAACUGCUCCACCAAGGUGUCGGCCAUCUUGAAAAAUGGCCGCCAUCAUGAAAUUUCAAAUGUCUCGGACAAUUUUCUUGUCAAGUGACCCAUGGAGACUGCUCAUGCCAAUUUUCACGCUUGUAUCACAAAUUGAAAGAUUAUAGCACUUAUCUGCUCCACUAAUAGGAUAGCUUAAGAUAUUCAAAAGUACAAAACAUAUCAGCCAGAAUCCGUUGUUGUUCCCCAAUGGCCCAUGUUGUACCAGGUGUUCCUUCCCUUUAUGUCCUAAGAUUUAAAAGGGUAGUUGUGUGUAAUUUUUUAUUUUUUUUUACUUUUUCUUUUGUAAAUAUUUAGGUAGCAGAUGAGCUCCAGUGAAUGCUAGUGUCCAGAUGCUUAAACUGGACUGGCUGAAAUAACUACCAACAUAGAAAUUUUACAAAGUUAUUGAUGACAAACUUGUUUGUACAGAGCUGCAACAUUGAAGGGUUGUAUCUGCAAUUUGGUGCUAAUAUUUCAGGAUUUGUUUAGGAAUUUUAGAUUUUACUCUUUAUUGUUUUAACCUAGUUUUUGAUAAUAAAAAAACGAGUAUCUUAACCCACAAAAACAUGUUGGCAUGAUGUUCAAAUAAAAAAUGAAAACUCUAUUUUUGCAGUCUCUUUGGAUAGAAUGUUACUUUUCUUUCCUUUGAAAAGAAAGGAAAAAAAUAUCCAGGGAUUUAAAUGGCCAAGAGCUUUUCGCUUAUGGGUUUCCUGUUUAUUACCUCGUACACCUUUCCAUAAAACUAUUAACACAAAGGAAUGGUACACUGGGAUACAUUAUUUCACUUGGAAUAAUUAACAGCUUUGAACAAAAGCAAACCCUAAAAUGUUGUCAUGUUGUGACAUCCAUGUAUGUAGGCUCGUAACUCCUCUGUUAAAAGCAUCUCAGGGAAGCAGCCUGGAUCUCACCCCUGACCCCAAAAGACACUACAUAUCCAACCAAACUAGACCUGUUAAAAUAAACCACCCAUAUCCAUAUAGGUAGACAAAAAGACACACAAACAACAAUGAAAAAAAGGUUGUCAACUACAGUAUGAGGCUAUUUGGUGUAUACCAUGGUUCACAUGCACUUUUUUUCCUUGCUUGUUUUAUAUUGUUCCUUGUUUUAUUCCUAAUUUAUGGUAUUUAAAAAAAAAAAGUGGGUUGAGUGCACUAAUAUUGUCUCAAUAAACUGAAACCGCUGUGAAGCUUGAUUUUAUUUCCCUUUCUUGAGGGCCAGGUUUACUGGAAUCUAACAGUGAUCACAGUGGUUCCACCAAGAAAAUAACACCAUUGACACCUUUGUGAAGUUGUCUGGUAUCUUAAUAAUGAAAGUAUCCGACGAACAAACUGUGAAAUCUGCUGAUGUCCUCUUUCCUGACAUGUAAAGGCCGGUGGGCUUGAUCAAGUCAAAUCCCAACAUGCUCCAGUUGUUGUUGUCCCCAAUGUUUUUAAGUCUUUGUCUUUGUAUUGAAGCUUGUGUUAUUCACCAUUUUGUACAUCAGUGUAAAUCAAAGCUCACAUAUCCUUACAUACAUUAAAUAAGCCAGCCAUAGAAAAGAGGGAGGUGCUCAUUCUGUUUUACAGACCCUGUUAUUUCAAUCUGUCUAUAAUGAAUCACUCAUACAAAGCACAUUUAGCCAUUGCAUGGUCAUUUCAAUGUGCCCUAACAACUGAAAAUGCCUUUUCAUUGUCUGGUUUCCUUUGGGAGCAGUAAUAUAAAGAUCACUAUCAAGCUCCCAGGUCAGGUGGUGUUCCUUUGCUUGGUCUUUAUUAAUCAGUGGCCAUGAUAAAGUAGAUAUCAGGCAUUGAAGCUACUGAAAGAAAUGGGUACCACAUACUUAGGGAAAGACAAAUGUGUUGAAACAGGAAAUGCUCAAAUGUGUAUCGGCCUAUGUAAUGCAUAGGAAGCCUAGAACAAACUGUAGGGACCUCUGGACUAGCCACUGUGUGCAAACACAACAGCACAAUGUUAAUAUUUAAAUCCAAACUGCUGCUAAUGUAUAUUUGGCUCAAAAAAUAUAAAGGGAAUAUGAGGAAAUCCAAUGUUUGUGUUUUACUGCCUCUCAACACUUUAAAAUGAAUCUGAAAGCCAAAAACAAACAUUUUGUUGUAUAGUUCCAUUCUAAUAACACUAGUUGUGAGAAGUUUCUAAAAGUGAUUCUUUGUUUUUGAUAUAAUGAAUAAAUGUUUAAUAAUUGUAUAUAAAACGUAGGAUUUCACAGCAAUUUUCAGGUUCGUUUUAUGUCUUGUGUUUCAAAGCAAACCUGAGGUUUGUGUAAAGGUUUACAAUAUUCUUUGAUUUUCAGAGGAAAAUGCAGUGUUUAUGCUUCAGGAGAAACAAAUGCAGCCCCCGGUUAUGACAGAAACAUUUCAAACUUUUCAUUCUAUCUCCAUAUCAAACUGAAUUAAAAGGAGGUUCAGGACUGAAGGUUAUAAGAUAAGCAAAAACAUUGCUUAAAAGGUUGGUUAAGAAAUGCUUUUUCCAUCAUUCUGUUCUGUAUCAUUCUGACAGUGUUACAAACUGGAUCCCAAAAUAAUGUCACUCAAACGUGCAAAAAGAUGUAAAUAUAUAUCCCUCUUUUUUUUAGAUGAAAAUAAAGAUGAGUCAUUAUUCA
This is a messenger RNA of Labrus mixtus (cuckoo wrasse), 8449 nucleotides long. RefSeq names its product ribosomal modification protein rimK-like family member A (gene rimkla). Gene Ontology annotation, cellular component: cytoplasm. Bases 1426 to 2631 code for a protein of 401 amino acids. The record is from RefSeq and is a predicted model, not a curated record. Gene Ontology annotation, molecular function: ATP binding; metal ion binding; ligase activity, forming carbon-nitrogen bonds. The transcript is spliced from 5 exons. Gene Ontology annotation, biological process: protein modification process. Lineage: Eukaryota; Metazoa; Chordata; Actinopteri; Labriformes; Labridae.